Messenger RNA from Caenorhabditis elegans, 939 nucleotides. Lineage: Eukaryota; Metazoa; Nematoda; Chromadorea; Rhabditida; Rhabditidae. The record is from the annotation of a RefSeq genome assembly.
AUGGCUCCGACUCCUGUACCCUAUGAAUAUGUGAAUUUUCAGCCGGAAUACGCAAAUUUUAAAUAUCAUCGAGAUUAUGUGACGUUUCUCUACUUUUUCACAUUUUUAUGUACCAUUCCAUCAAUUUAUUGUACUGUAAGAAUGUGGAUUUUCAAUUUUUCCGCGGGAUUUUUGAAAAUUCGCAAGGGAAUUCAUCCGUAUGUCUAUAAGUCGUUUUUGUUAAUGCAGACAUGCAAUUUGGCGUAUACUGUACUGGAUUUUGCACUGGUUCGGAUUCCCUCAACUUCCAUAGCUACAAUUUAUUUUUUGAAUAUGAAAAGCGACAGUAUUGUUAGGUACUAUAUUGCUUUGUACUACUGCUUGGACUAUUGUUGUCAGUUAUUUACAGUGGCGUUUUGUUUUGGAAGAGUUGUAAUUUUAAUUAAUAGCAAAAUUAACUUGAAAAGAUGUCGAAAUGUAUUUUUUGGUUGGACUAUACUUGUUGUGAUCUUUAGUAUGGGAGCAGCUUAUCCACAUAUCACUCAUGGUGCAAUCGCCAUGCAAUUGGACGUUCCUUUUCAGUAUGGCGCGAUUAUUUUGACAACUGAGUUUGUCAUUGGAAAUGGAGCUCAAAUAAUUGGUGGGCUCAUUUUCUCAACUUUAAUUAUAAUUUUAAUUGUCCUUCUGUGUGGAAUAGUAAUUUUCAAGGUGCAUCGUCUUCGAAAAUUAAGCCAGGCUCUCAACACAACUCAAAGGAAAUCUGCGGAAAGAACUCUUACAGUAACCACUAUUAUCAUUAUUGUACCAUUAAUAAUGACACAAAUUUUAGCGGCCUGCAGCUUAAACCCGUCGAGCUUAACCGGAUACGUCAUUUUGCUCCGCCCACUUUUUAUCGAUUGCCGUGUAAAUAUCGUGUAAUGCUAUUUUUAUUGGAAUCAUCCGGUUUUUACGAAAAAGUGA